Molecule: messenger RNA, 1594 nt
Organism: Cucumis sativus (cucumber)
Lineage: Eukaryota; Viridiplantae; Streptophyta; Magnoliopsida; Cucurbitales; Cucurbitaceae
Product: E3 ubiquitin-protein ligase AIRP2
Exons: 5
Coding region: 585-1346 (253 amino acids)
Biological process (GO): protein ubiquitination
Molecular function (GO): ubiquitin protein ligase activity
Source: RefSeq, a predicted model, not a curated record
AAAUUAUUCUUAUUUGUUUAUUUUGUUAUUAAAAAGAAAAACUAAAGGCUUCAGAAGCAAUAAAGGAAUAUGUUUUGGAUGGAUAAGAAUGAAAAAAAUCAAAGCUUUAUCAAAAAGGAAAAAGGAAAUAAAAUAAAAUUUGAAGCCAUCCUCCAACAAACCCAUAAUGAACUCUACCAUUCAUUCAUCUUCUUCUUCUUCUUCUUCAUCAUCAUCAUCGUCGAAUUUCAGCUGAAACUUGUUCUUUCUUGUAUGAAAGUUUUUUUUUUUUUCCUGAUCACAAAGACUGAGCGAAGGUUUAAUUUCACUGCCACCCGCCAUUGACUAAAGGACAAAGCUUCUAUAAAAGCUAGAGAGAAAUUAAAAUAACAAAGAGGCUUUCUUUUUGGUUUUGGAAAGUGGGUUUGGGGCUUACCUUCUUCAUUUUUCAGUCUCUUCUUUUGUUGGGGAUUUUGGGUUGUAGGUUUUUAAGCUAGGGUUUCUUCUUUUGUCAUACCCCAUUUGAGAAAACCAGCUCCAGGCUUUGGGUUUCUCUCUUGUUUUCAUCGGUUUCUUGCAGAGGAGGGAAGAGAAUCUUUCAGAUUAUGUAUUAUCAGCUCGAGAAAUUCUCUCAUCAGGAUUCUUUGGAAGUCUUGGAAGCGGAUAUUCAGUAUGCUAAUUCUUUGGCAGCUGCAAUCCCCAUGGCAAAAGGGGGUGUGUAUCUUCAAAUGAAGUUGGUUUAUAAUCACUUGGCUCCCAUUGUUCUGUUUUUGCUACAAUGGAUGGAUUGUUCUUGCACUUGCUUGCUUCCAAGAUAUUUGAACCUCUUCCACAUACUUGUGUACAAGGUACAUCCGGAAGGGAAACAAAAACAAAAUAUAUCAAGGCAUGGAAGGAAGGCAACUAUUAGGGAUUUCUAUGCUAUAAUAUUGCCUUCGCUUCAGCGAAUCCAUGGUAGCUUGGAUAAGUUGGAUGAUUGCAAGGAAGAGCAUCACUGGAUUGAGAUGUCUAGCAAGAAGAGAGUUGAUAAAGAUGGUAGACUCAAGAACAUCGAAAUGAAGCGAGAAGACGAGUGUGGUAUUUGCUUGGAGCCCUGUACAAAGAUGGUUUUGCCGAAUUGUUGUCAUUCAAUGUGCAUCAAAUGCUACCGAAAUUGGAACACAAGGUCAGAAUCAUGUCCAUUUUGUCGUGGCAGCUUAAAGAGGGUCAACUCAGAGGACUUAUGGGUACUCACUUGCAGCGAUGAUGUGGUUGAUACCGAAACCGUUUCCAAGGAGGACAUGUUGCAGUUUCAUCGCUACAUAAACAGCCUUCCAAAAGACUAUCCAGAUGCCCUCUUCAUAGUAUAUUCCGAAUAUCUAAUUUAGUUCAGGCUUCAGAGUAAACUGUAUAGAGGGAAAAUCCCGACGCAAAAUGUAAAGGUCAGAACAUAUCCUCUCUGCUUCAUACAGAAUCAUUGAUCACAUCACAUGCUUAGCUAGAACCAAUAAUGAAUCAAUGUAAGAUGCCAAUCAUCUCUGCAUCUCGGCUCGUGUAUCUUAUAAACUUGAAAGUGCCUUUUUCUAAUGCACUGAUUGUCAAUAAAGAUGAAUUUGGUCUCUGGUGAUUUGUAUCA